AAAUCGAGAUCCUCCACUCUUGGCACCAUUGACCUUGGCAAUCUCAGCUGAGUGACACAGUCUCACGAUCAUCCCGACGUCGCUGUCGGGGGGUAUCUAAGCUAUUGGCAUCGAGAAGGCAUAUGUGGCUUAUCUGCUACUCGAAACGGAAGAUAUGCUGCAUAUUGCCCGUAGUCCUUUUUGCGUAUUUUUGGGCUCUGAACCUGGGAAUAAACAGACAUCAGCGCCCACUGCCCGGGUAGCAGGCAUGUCUGUGAAGACUGGAGCUUUUCGCCAAAUUUCAUAGAGCGAAUGAAAGCACUACUGAUCAAUCGUGAUUACUUAUCAAACAUUGAGCUGUGUCACGCUGCAGGCUGCACGAUCUAUCGGAAUCCAGAUCCACAUGGGCUGCAUUGACGAUGCACAGAUCAAAUAGACCGAGAUGCGUGGCUCCACCGUUCACGAGUCGGCAUAGAUGGCUGUUUCCGCCUUUGGACAAUUUAAUGCAAAAGACUUUAUUCCACGAUCCUGGAGUUCACGUCGGAUUCCUCAAUCUACUUGACUUUUCACAUAUUCAACAAUUGAACCAGCUUUGUAUCUUCAUUUUCACUCUCACAAUUAUGCAUUUUCUCUGUCUUCAUGGUGUAGGAACCAAUUCAAAGGUUCUCGAGAUGCAAACAGCGGCCCUCCGUUACGAACUUGGAGACGGCCACACCUACGACUUUGUCGAGGGCAUGUUUCCUUAUGAACUAGCCCCUGAAAUCAAAGACUUUGUCUCAGAAGGCGACCAAGGCUUCUCUUAUUUCGACCCAAACUCCACCGACGCCUCGUUACGAGCAGUAUCUGACCUCCAACGACUAAUCGUCGAAGACGGGCCCUAUGAUGGUAUUCUCGCCUUUAGCCAAGGCAUGAUGCUAGCAUCCACACUGCUCGUCCACCUCCAGCGACAAAAAGCAGCGGGAGAAAUCGCCGCCUUCCCCUUCAAGUGUGCGGUAUUUUUCUCCCCACGACUGGGUCCAUUGGACUACAAAGAACUCGAAGCAGGGAAGUUUGUCGAGGUGGAUGGAGACGCGAUUCCGGAGUUUCUGUCUAUUCCAACUACCCUGAUCUAGGGCUCGGCUGAUCCGUGUGCCCCGAAGGCAGUGGAUAUGCAGAAGAUGUUCCAGGCGGACCUGCUAUCAACGUACGUCCAUGGUGGGGGUCAUGAGGUGCCGGGAGUUGGUGAUAAAGAGG
Aspergillus wentii DTO 134E9 is the source of this 1212-nucleotide messenger RNA. RefSeq lists its product as uncharacterized. The record is from RefSeq and is a predicted model, not a curated record. Bases 399 to 1091 code for a protein of 230 amino acids. NCBI's taxonomy places the organism in Eukaryota, Fungi, Ascomycota, Eurotiomycetes, Eurotiales, Aspergillaceae. The transcript has 5 exons. Gene Ontology annotation, cellular component: cytoplasm; nucleus.